UGGACAAUGAGCGUUCGAAUGACUGCACAUCUGAGCAUAUAUAAAGUUGAGAGGAACCCUGCCGGGCUGACGGCACAGUACCAGUGGCAUCAUGGCCUGACUAACAAAGUGUCAGCUGCAGCAACGGAGCUCCGGCUGGGACUCAUCGAAGCCUGUCCAGUUUGUGUCCAGUACCAGAGAUACCGAGACGGAAUGGGGCUAUGACAGG
Molecule: messenger RNA, 208 nt
Organism: Fomitopsis serialis
Lineage: Eukaryota; Fungi; Basidiomycota; Agaricomycetes; Polyporales; Fomitopsidaceae
Exons: 1
Coding region: 7-204 (65 amino acids)
Source: RefSeq, a predicted model, not a curated record